Chaetomium globosum CBS 148.51 is the source of this 498-nucleotide messenger RNA. RefSeq lists its product as uncharacterized. The transcript is spliced from 2 exons. Gene Ontology annotation, cellular component: nucleus; cytosol. Gene Ontology annotation, biological process: protein import into nucleus. The record is from RefSeq and is a predicted model, not a curated record. Gene Ontology annotation, molecular function: nuclear import signal receptor activity. NCBI's taxonomy places the organism in Eukaryota, Fungi, Ascomycota, Sordariomycetes, Sordariales, Chaetomiaceae. The coding region runs from base 1 to 498 and encodes 165 amino acids.
AUGGCCACCCCCCUCUUCGGCCUCCUCCCAGCAGGCUACCCGGUCAUCACCACGCCCACGCAAACGCCCUCCCCCACGAGCUUCCUGUACGCCUUCCCGCCCACGCGGCCCUUCUCGCACAUCGCCGUCUUCUUCCUCCCCGACGUCCCGCGAGACGACCGCACCGCCGCCGCCAUCUACCUCAUCACCCCGCCCUCCCCCGGCCAGGCCGAGCCCAACCACAAGUUCCUGGGCGGGAUUGGCCAGGGGAAGGAUAGCGCUAUUUUUAAGCUGGGGCCGGCCGGGGCGGCGGCGGGUGGUGGGGGUGCUGGUGGGAAUGGGGCGGGCGGGAACGUGGUGAUUGGGGUGUCGUUGGAGCCGGCGGACGCGGUGGCGGCGAAGAUCAUGGAGCUUUUCGUUCGAGUCGGGUGCUGGUUUCUUCUUCUGCGCUGGUGCGGCAUCAGCAGCAGCCGAUGGCACGGCCGGCCAGGUGGAGGUGGUGCCGUUGAAGGCGUUUGA